CACUGAUGUAUGCCAGUAUUUUUGGGAAUGUCUCUGCGAUUAUCCAGCGAUUAUAUUCCGGCACCGCCCGUUACCACACCCAGAUGCUCCGAGUGAAGGAAUUUAUUCGCUUCCAUCAGAUUCCCAAUCCACUGCGGCAGAGAUUGGAGGAGUAUUUUCAGCAUGCCUGGUCAUACACCAAUGGGAUUGACAUGAAUGCGGUGUUGAAAGGCUUCCCGGAAUGCUUGCAGGCCGACAUUUGCCUGCACCUGAACAGGAGCCUCCUCCAGAACUGUAAGGUCUUCAGGGGGGCCAGCCCGGGCUGCCUGAGGGCCCUGGCGAUGAAGUUCAAGACCACACAUGCUCCUCCUGGUGACACUCUGGUCCAUUAUGGCGACGUAUUGACUGCGCUCUACUUCAUAUCCCGUGGCUCUAUCGAGAUCCUGCGUAACGAUGUGGUGGUAGCCAUCUUGGGGAAGAACGACACGUUUGGAGAACCGAUCAGCCUUUACGCCAGGCCAGGGAAAUCGAACUCUGACGUCCGGGCUCUAACAUACUGUGAUUUACACCGGAUCCUGCGAGAUGAUCUGCUGGAGGUUCUCGACAUGUACCCCGACUUCUCCAACAAAUUCUGGACCAAUUUGGAGAUCACGUUCAAUCUCAGAGAU
Molecule: messenger RNA, 647 nt
Organism: Hemiscyllium ocellatum (epaulette shark)
Lineage: Eukaryota; Metazoa; Chordata; Chondrichthyes; Orectolobiformes; Hemiscylliidae
Product: potassium voltage-gated channel subfamily H member 6-like
Exons: 3
Biological process (GO): membrane repolarization during action potential; regulation of ventricular cardiac muscle cell membrane repolarization; potassium ion transmembrane transport
Cellular component (GO): membrane
Molecular function (GO): inward rectifier potassium channel activity
Source: RefSeq, a predicted model, not a curated record